This is a messenger RNA of Anopheles nili, 5514 nucleotides long. RefSeq names its product brefeldin A-inhibited guanine nucleotide-exchange protein 1 (gene Sec71). The record is from RefSeq and is a predicted model, not a curated record. Gene Ontology annotation, molecular function: guanyl-nucleotide exchange factor activity. Bases 1 to 5514 code for a protein of 1837 amino acids. Gene Ontology annotation, biological process: regulation of ARF protein signal transduction. The transcript has 3 exons. NCBI's taxonomy places the organism in Eukaryota, Metazoa, Arthropoda, Insecta, Diptera, Culicidae.
AUGCAAACUGUAGCCGGCAGCAGCUUAGGGAAAACGAGCACCAUUAGCAUCGGCGGCAGCGCAACGAAGAGGACAUUGACGGGCACCAACAAUAGCAAUACAAGUAACGCUACGGCAACGACCAAAACGAAAGAAAUGUUUAUCCUACGGGCACUGGAAAAGAUCCUGAGUGACAAAGACAUCAAACGGUCGCAUCAUCUUCAGCUAAAGCGUGCUUGCGAUGUGGCACUUGAGGACAUCAAAGAAGAGCUAAAACAGGCUGGCCAGGCGGAGUCCAAUGGCGAAGCACCGGUACCAUCGGCGGCGUUGCCGCUCCCGAAGAACGAUUCGGGCAACAUUAUUAAUGCGGAAAAAUACUUCCUUCCCUUCGAGCUCGCCUGCCAAAGCCGUACACCUCGCAUCGUGGUAACGGCACUGGAUUGCUUGCAGAAGCUGAUUGCCUACGGUCACCUGACCGGUAACAUUCCAGAUUCCUCGAAUCCCGGCAAAUUUCUCAUCGAUCGGAUUGUCACCACGAUAUGCAACUGCUUCAUGGGACCGCAAACCGACGAGGGGGUGCAGUUGCAGAUUAUCAAAGCGCUGUUGACGGUCGUCACGUCACAGCACGUCGAAGUGCACGAGGGAACGGUACUACAAGGCGUCCGGACGUGCUACGAUAUCUAUCUGUCGAGCAAAAAUCUGAUCAACCAAACGACGGCACGAGCCACCCUAACGCAGAUGCUGAAUGUGAUUUUCACGCGAAUGGAAAACCAAGCGUUCGAAGCAAUGGCUAGUGCUGCUACAGCCACAUCGCCCGCCAGUAACAGUGCACUGCAAACGGCUUCACCAAACAGCAGUUCCGCUGGAGCGGGAACGGAAGAAUCUCCGGCUGCGCUGGGGACGGUGGUGACGAAGCCGGUGGAAGAGAAACAUCCGGAGUACGAUUCGAUCCGAGCGAUCGUAGAGGAAAUUGUUGAUAAUGUGAUUGCGCAGGCGGCAUCUAACGUAGCGGACGUAGCGGAGGGAGAAACCAAUGCUGGUGGCAGUGGUGGUCUUCCAGCAAGCAUCAGCGAACCCGCGAUCAACAAUGAAACGAGUGAGACGGCCAGCAUUGGAGGCAUUUCGAACGGUGGUACCGAUUCUACGUCAAUUGCUCGCGUCCCCUCGCAGGAGAGCAUGGAGGUGACGAGUGAAAACGAUAGCAUCGUGACGGCAAAGUUCACGCACAUCCUGCAGAAGGAUGCCUUCCUGGUAUUUCGAGCGUUGUGCAAGCUUUCGAUGAAACCGCUGCCCGAGGGCCAUCCGGAUCCGAAAUCGCACGAACUGCGAUCGAAAAUCCUGUCGUUGCAUCUACUCCUGUCGAUCCUACAGAAUGCGGGUCCCGUGUUUCGCUCGAACGAAAUGUUCAUCAUGGCGAUCAAGCAGUACCUAUGUGUGGCCCUCUCGAAGAACGGCGGUAGUGCGGUGCCCGAGGUAUUUGAGCUUUCGCUCUCGAUUUUCGUAGCGCUGCUGUCCAACUUUAAAAUCCAUCUGAAGAAGCAGAUCGAGGUAUUUUUCAAGGAGAUUUUCCUCAACAUCCUCGAAGCGCCCAGUUCGUCUUUCGAGCACAAGUGGAUGGUGAUCCAGGCGCUAACGCGUAUCUGUGCCGACGCGCAGAGCGUGGUGGAUAUUUACGUCAAUUAUGACUGUGACUUUUCCGCCGCGAAUCUGUUCGAGCGUUUGGUGAACGACCUGUCUAAAAUCGGUCAAGGGCGGCAGGCGCUCGAGAUGGGCACCUCGAUCAACCAGGAAAAGUCGAUGCGCAUUCGCGGUCUGGAGUGUUUGGUGUCGAUCCUGAAAUGUAUGGUCGAAUGGAGCAAGGAUCUGUACGUGAACCCGAAUUCGCAGACCACGCUCGGCGAUCCUCCAUCUACGGGAGGCGAUUCGAGUGGCGGGAUCGAACGAAAGACGGGUGUGUUAAACGUGAGCGGUGCCUCGCCUGUGGACGAGGUCCAGGAGUUGGUGAUGAAAUCUCACGGAGGAUCUAGUGUGAGCAUUAAUUCGCUUGGCAGUACGAACACAUCAAGCGGCAACCGGGAAGUGCUUGAUCUACCCGAGGAGCUGGAAGAGCGAAAGCAGCGUAAGGAAGUCAUGGAAACGGGCAUCGACAUGUUCAACCGGAAGCCGAAAAAAGGCAUAGUCUUCUUGCAGGAGCGCGGCCUGCUCGGCACGACCGUGGAGGAUGUCGCGCGGUGGCUGCACGAGGACGAACGACUGGACAAAACGCAGAUCGGCGACUAUCUCGGGGAAAACGACGAGCAGAGCAAAUCUGUGAUGUGCGCGUACAUCGAUGCGAUGAACUUUGCCGAGCUGGACAUCGUGGCGGCUUUGCGUUACUUUCUCGAGGGCUUCCGGUUGCCGGGUGAGGCGCAAAAAAUCGACCGGCUGAUGGAGAAAUUUGCGUCCCGAUACUGCGAUUGCAAUCCGAACAACACGCUCUUCGCUAGUGCCGACACCGUGUACGUGCUAGCGUUCUCUGUGAUAAUGCUGACGACGGAUCUGCACUCGCCGCAGGUCAAGCACAAGAUGACUAAGGAGCAGUACAUCAAGAUGAACCGAGGUAUUAGUGACAACAAAGACUUACCCGAGGAAUACCUGUCACAGAUCUAUGACGAAAUCGCGGGUCAUGAGAUUAAAAUGAAGAAUACGGUGGCAAAUAAGCCGGCCGGCAAGCAGAUCAUUGUGAAUGAGAAGAAACGCAAGCUACUGUGGAAUCUGGAGAUGGAAUCGCUUUCGACGACGGCCAAAAAUCUUAUGGAGUCUGUUUCGCAUGUGAAGGCAUCGUUCACCUCAGCGAAGCACCUGGAGCACGUGCGCCCUAUGUUCAAAAUGGCCUGGACGUCUUUUCUGGCCGCAUUUUCGGUUGGAUUGCAGGAUUGUGAUGAUCCAGAAAUUGCAUCCCUCUGCCUAGAUGGUAUCCGGUGUGCGGUGCGAAUUGCCUGCAUCUUUCAUAUGAGUCUGGAGCGAGAUGCUUACGUGCAGGCGCUGGCCCGCUUUACGCUCCUGACCGCGAACUCGCCGAUUAACGAAAUGAAAGCUAAAAAUAUUGACACAAUCAAAACACUUAUCAUGGUGGCGCAUACGGACGGUAACUACCUGGGCUCGAGUUGGCUGGACAUUGUAAAGUGUAUCUCGCAUCUCGAGCUGGCUCAACUAAUUGGAACCGGCGUGCGACCAGAGUUCCUUUCCGGGCCGGCCUCUCACCGAGACACGCUGGAUCCGACCGCGAAGGAACAUAUCGGAGAGACUAGCUCGCAGAGCAUCGUCGUAGCAGUGGAUCGCAUCUUUACCGGUUCGAUCCGACUCGAUGGAGACGCAAUUGUGGACUUUGUCAAAGCGCUCUGCCAGGUGUCGCUGGAUGAGCUGACGCGUCCGCAGCCGCGCAUGUUCUCGCUGCAAAAGAUCGUCGAAAUUUCGUACUACAACAUGGGCCGCAUUCGGUUACAAUGGUCCCGCAUCUGGCAGAUACUGGGCGAGCACUUUAACGCGGUUGGGUGUAACACGAACGAGGAGAUUGCCUUUUUUGCACUCGAUUCGCUUCGGCAGCUGUCGAUGAAGUUCAUCGAGAAGGGCGAGUUUACGAACUUCCGCUUUCAGAAAGAUUUUUUGAGACCGUUUGAGCACAUAAUGAAGAAAAACAAUUCGCCCGCGAUUCGCGACAUGGUGGUACGAUGCGUAGCCCAAAUGGUGAACUCCCAGGCGCACAACAUUAAAUCGGGAUGGAAGAACAUUUUCUCCGUGUUCCAUCUGGCGGCAGGCGAUCACGACGAGGCGAUCGUGGAGCUGGCUUUCCUGACCACCGGCAAAAUAAUUACCGAUCUGUACCAGACCCAGUUCCAUAUCAUGAUCGAUUCGUUCCAGGACGCAGUCAAAUGUCUCUCUGAGUUUGCCUGCAAUGCUCGCUUUCCGGACACGAGCAUGGAAGCAAUCCGGCUCGUCCGGACGUGUGCGAUUUGCGUGAAUGAUUCCCCGAAUCUGUUUGCCGAGCACGCGGGAAUGGAGAACGACGUAUCUGUGCCGGAAGAGGACCGGGUGUGGGUACGCGGCUGGUUCCCGAUGUUGUUUUCGCUUUCGUGCGUGGUCAAUCGAUGCAAACUCGACGUGCGGACACGUGGCCUAACCGUGCUGUUUGAAAUUGUGAAAACCCACGGCGAUGCCUUCCGGGCCAACUGGUGGCGCGAUCUGUUUAACGUACUGUUCCGGAUCUUCGACAACAUGAAGCUACCCGAACAUCAGACGGAAAAGGCAGAAUGGAUGACGACGACGUGCAACCACGCGCUGUACGCCAUAAUCGAUGUGUUCACGCAAUACUUCGACGUGCUAGGUCCAAUGUUGUUGGCGGACCUGUACUGCCAGCUUCACUGGUGUGUGCAGCAGAACAACGAGCAGCUGGCUCGAUCGGGCACUAACUGCCUCGAAAAUCUGGUAAUCUCGAACGGGCUUAAGUUCAGCGAGGACACCUGGGGUAAGACGUGCCAAUGCAUGCUGGAUAUCUUCAACAGCACGCUACCCAACGAGCUGCUCACGUGGAAACCGGACCCAUUGCCCCAAACGAUCGGUUCCGGGGCAGGUGCAAAUGUCCUUCGGGGGCAGGAGAAUGGUGACCUUCCGCGACAUGGCAUUCUCAAACGUUCCGGAUCACAACAUUCGAUGCACGGGCAAGAACUCCAUGCCGAUCAACAGAGUACGGCGGGAAUGGUGGCUGGUGGCACAAACACCACGGUGCUCUUCUCGAACCUGCUCAUCAAGUGUGUCGUCCAGCUCGAGCUAAUACAGACGAUCGACAAUAUCGUGUUCUUUCCGGCAACAUCACGGAAGGAAGACGCAGAAACUCUGGCUCAAGCCACGGCCGAACUCAGCGCCGCUAAUAUGCACGCGUCUUACCCGUCGUCCCUGUCGGGCGAGGAGUGCCAGCGGGAGGAACAGGGCAUGUACAGCUACCUUAACACGCACCAUCUGCUCCAGCUAGUCGACUGUUUGCUCCAAAGCCACCGGUUUGCGAAGCAGUUCAAUUCGAACAACGAUCAACGAACGAUACUGUGGAAGGCCGGGUUUAAGGGUUCGCUGAAGCCGAACUUACUGAAACAGGAAACACAGUCACUUGCCUGCGUCUUGCGGAUACUGUUUAAAAUGUACAGUGACGAAAACAGGCGGCGCGAUUGGCAGGAUAUCGAGAAGCGGUUGAUAGGCGUCUGCACGGAGGCACUGGACUAUUUCCUCUCGCUUCCAAGCGAGCCACAUCGGGACGCAUGGACGUCGCUGCUGCUGCUGGUGAUGACGAGGUUGCUGAAAAUGUCGGAUGCAAGGUUUGCUGCCCACAUUGCCAGCUACUACGUGUUCCUGUGCGAUCUGACGUGUGUCGAUCUCAAGCCAGAGCUGCGUACGGUUUUGCGACGAGUGUUUCUGCGCAUCAGUCCUGUGUUUGGAAUCUCGAGUGCCACCGCUGGCGCGUCCAGUGCCAAUGCUAAUAGCACCGUCCCAAUGGCAGCUACCUAG